Messenger RNA from Daphnia pulicaria, 1549 nucleotides. Its product is annotated as DNA repair protein RAD52 homolog. Gene Ontology annotation, cellular component: nucleus. The coding region runs from base 259 to 1440 and encodes 393 amino acids. Gene Ontology annotation, biological process: mitotic recombination; double-strand break repair via homologous recombination; double-strand break repair via single-strand annealing. The transcript has 7 exons. The record is from RefSeq and is a predicted model, not a curated record. NCBI's taxonomy places the organism in Eukaryota, Metazoa, Arthropoda, Branchiopoda, Diplostraca, Daphniidae.
UCGAACCACCUGAAUAGAAAAGUUUCUAACAACAAAAAAGAUAAAUUUUUAUUUAUGAAUUUCUGAUUUCAAAUCUGCCGGGUUUGCAGAGACUUCGUUUUCUACCACUCUGUAUUCCUCUCUCUUCUAAGACUAAGCAGGUUCAAAAAUUAAACACACGUUCUUCGUGCAAACCUUAGGCCUUAGGUUUGUUUUCUAUAUUGUUAACAAAUUUUCUGGGCGAAGAGAUUUUUAAGUAUAUGCUUCCGUAAAGAAAAAAUGCAACGACCGGUUAAGUUUGGAAGAAUUGAAUAUGACGUUGAAGAACACAAAGUUUUGCAGUCUACGCUUCGCAAAGACCUUGCUCCUGAAAUGGUGAGCCAAAGGCAUGGUCCAGGUGGUCAGAAACUUGCCUAUAUUGAAGGUUGGAGAUUGAUUGCCCUUGCCAAUGAAGUAUUUGGAUUUAAUGGUUGGAGUCAUCAAGUUGUUCAACAAACAAUUGACUGUGUUGAUCAGGUUGACGACAAGUUUUAUGUUGGGGUGUCUUCAACAGUAAGGGUUGAACUCAAAGAUGGUUCCUUUCAUGAAGAUAUUGGUUAUGGUGUUUGUGAAGGAAUGAAAUCUAAGGCUCUAAGUCUGGAAAAGGCUAGAAAGGAAGCAGCAACAGAUGGGUUAAAACGUGCAUUGAAAGGAUUUGGAAAUGUUUUGGGCAAUUGUCUUAAUAACAAAAACUACCUACGUUGGGCCAACAAAUACCCUGUUACCACACCAGCUCCACCUCAGAAAAAUGAAACUGUUUUAGAAGUUCCCCCGGCUGUGCAUCGAAGCCGUUAUAACGCUAUGGAGGAAAAAAAGCGUGGUAUAGAGGCUUUAAAAACACCUUCAGCAUCAACUAGCGUUCCUAUAAAAGAAAAAAAUGUUGAUGCGACUCAUGAAUCAACACACCCAAUGCCUGCCCCUCAAGAACCUGCUCCUCAAUGCCCUGGUUUACCCACUGGGCAAAAGUUGAUUUCCACUAAGGAGACUGCGUUAACAUCAAUUAAACCGCCUAAUAUUUCUGGAGCUCAAAACGGCGAAACCAUCAAUAAUUCCGCGCUUAAAGAUGAUUUAUUAAAUGAAAGUGAUCCAGUUAAAUUGGAAAGAAAACGGAAACAACAGCAGAAAAAAGAGGAAUUUUUGCAGCAGUUGAAGCGUCAAAAGCAGGAAGAUGGUGCCAGAAUUUCUACGGUUAGCAUAAAAUCUGAGCAAACUUCUCCCGUACCUGAAGACGACAGCGAGAAAUGGAUGCGGGAAGUAGAUCCAGAAUCUUUCGCGCUGAUAAGUGGAAUUGAUUGGAGUGAUGAAGAAAAUCCUGCACCAAACCAGGCAAUCAUCAACAAACCGAACGUCAACACAGUCACAAAACCAGCUCCACACAAACCAGCUCAGGCUGUCCCCAAGUCAAAUAAUUUCAGAAAGUAAGACAAAACCAAUUUUUUUUUUGUUUUUUUUUUUCAAAAUAUUUUGAAGUUGUUGUGUAUUUAAUUUAAACUCCCGAAAUUGAAAUAAUGAUUGCUUGGAUGAUUUCUUA